Sporisorium graminicola is the source of this 480-nucleotide messenger RNA. RefSeq lists its product as uncharacterized. The transcript is spliced from 2 exons. Bases 1 to 480 code for a protein of 159 amino acids. The record is from RefSeq and is a predicted model, not a curated record. NCBI's taxonomy places the organism in Eukaryota, Fungi, Basidiomycota, Ustilaginomycetes, Ustilaginales, Ustilaginaceae.
AUGUCGGAAGCUUACGCAGGAAAGUCUGAUCAGCAGAUCAUCGACGAGCAGUUCCGUGACCUCGAUAACAAGUCAGACAGCCGUCUCAAGGACUCGUUCAACCCCAAGACCACCGUCACUUCCGAAGAGUCGGGCGUUAACGAGUCUGGUCUCGAAAAAUUCCCCGGUGCCUCGGUCAGCGUCGGCCGCAACGGUCAGACGGGUGGAGGCACCAAUCCCCAGAACAUUCCACCCGAAGAAGGCGGCGACGACCGAUCCCAGCGUACUGGCGAGUCGAGCAUCCGAUUCGAGGGCACCGGCGGGCCCGAAGACAAGAAGUUUGAGGCGUUGCGCGAUAACCCGGGCGGAUUCGACGCCAAGCCCAGAGGCAUCGACCAGACUCGCCAGGCCCAGCUAAACGAACCUGUUCCGCAGACUGAGCCUCAGCGACUCGAGGAUGACCAGGAAGCUACUGCCCGCAGCCAUGUCAUCAACUCGUGA